This is a messenger RNA of Jaculus jaculus (lesser Egyptian jerboa), 4963 nucleotides long. RefSeq names its product papilin, proteoglycan like sulfated glycoprotein (gene Papln). Gene Ontology annotation, biological process: extracellular matrix organization. Gene Ontology annotation, cellular component: extracellular matrix. The coding region runs from base 4 to 3840 and encodes 1278 amino acids. NCBI's taxonomy places the organism in Eukaryota, Metazoa, Chordata, Mammalia, Rodentia, Dipodidae. The transcript is spliced from 26 exons. The record is from RefSeq and is a predicted model, not a curated record. Gene Ontology annotation, molecular function: metalloendopeptidase activity; serine-type endopeptidase inhibitor activity.
GACAUGCGGUUGCUGCUGCUUCUGUCGCUGCUGCUGCUGGCUGAUGUGCGCCAGUCCUUGGCUCUCAAUGUGAGGCUCCAGGGUGACACCUGGGGCCCCUGGGGUGAAUGGAGCCCCUGCAGCCGCACCUGUGGAGUGGGCAUCAGCUUCCGGGAGCGACCCUGCUAUUCGCAGAGGAGAGACGGAGGCGCCAGCUGCGUGGGCCCCGCGCGCAGCCACCGCACCUGCCGCACCGAGAGCUGCCCCGAGGCCGCGCGGGACUUCCGAGCCGAGCAGUGCGCAGAGUUCGACGGCGCCGACUUCCAGGGCGGGCGCUACAGCUGGCUGCCCUACUACGGAGCCCCCAACAAGUGUGAGCUGAACUGCAUUCCCAGGGGGGAAAAUUUCUACUACAAGCACAGAGAGGCCGUGGUGGACGGGACCCCCUGUGAGCCUGGCAAACGGGACGUCUGUGUGGAUGGCAGCUGCCGGGUCGUUGGCUGUGACCACAAGCUUGACUCAUCCAAGCAGGAGGACAAGUGUCUGCAGUGUGGGGGUGACGGCUCGACCUGCUACGCUGUCACGGGCACCUUUGAUGCCAGUGAUCUCAGUAGAGGCUAUAACCAGAUCUUCAUCGUUCCCGUGGGGGCCACCAGCAUCCGCAUCGAGGAGGCUGCUGCCAGCAGGAAUUUCCUGGCCGUGAAGAGCGUCCGAGGCGAGUACUACCUGAAUGGGCACUGGACCAUAGAGGAGGCCCAGGCCCUGCCGGUGGCCAGCACCAUCCUGCAGUAUGAUCGGGGUGCCGAGGGGGACCUGGCCCCUGAGCAGCUCUUGGCACGGGGCCCCACCUCAGAGCCCCUGGUCAUCGAGCUCAUCAGCCAGGAGCCCAGCGCGGGCGUGCACUACCAGUACUACCUGCCUCUGACCGAGCCCGGCCGCGCCUCCCGCUGGAGCCACAGCUCCUGGGGCGACUGCAGCGCCCAGUGUGGUGGAGGUCACCAGACUCGCCUGGUAUUCUGCACCAUGGACAACGAGGCCUACCCAGACCACAUGUGCCAGCGCCAACCUCGGCCGGCUCACCGCCAACCCUGCAACUCUCAUCCUUGCCCUCGGACGAAGCGCUGGAAGGCAGGGCCAUGGGCGCCGUGCUCAGCAUCCUGCGGGGGCGGCUCCCAGUCCCGUUCUGUCUACUGCGUGUCCUCAGAUGGGGCCGGUGACCAGGAGGCCACUGAGGACGCCCAGUGUGCUGGGCUGCCCAGGAAGCCCCCUGCGACACAGGCUUGCAACCUGCGGCCCUGCGCGGCCUGGAGUGCGGGACACUGGGGAGAGUGCUCUGCCACUUGUGGUGCUGGCAUCAGGAGGAGGAGCGUCACCUGCCGGGGUGAGGAUGGGACUCUGCUCCCGGCUGUGGCGUGCUCCUUGGAAGACCAGCCGUCCCUCACUGAGGCCUGUGUGCGCGAGGCCUGCCCCCUCCUCCGGGAACAGCCCUGGCACGCCAGCGCCUGGGGCCUGUGCUCCAAAAGCUGCGGCUCGGGCACUCGGAGGCGACAGGUCGUCUGUGCCAUCAGGCCACCUGGCCACUGCGGGGGCCUGCAGCAGUCGAAGCCUGCGGAGGUGGAGCCUUGUAACAGGCAGCCCUGCCAUCUUCCUCAGGAGGUCCCCAGCCUGCAGGACUCACACACUCACCCCAGGGACCACAGGAUGCCUUUAGGCCCUAGGGUGGCCCCAGCCUCAGACCCUAGAGACCAGCGGAGAGCAGCUGAGGAGAGACCAUGGAUCCAGAGUAACUCCAGAGUGAACCAGGGCCCCCAGUUACCUCCCGGCCAGGACCCCCCACUACAGCAGCCCCCGUACAGGCCGCCCCCGAGGUACCACUCAGGGGCCCGUGACUGCAGACACAGCCCUCACGGGUGCUGUCCUGAUGGCCACACACCAUCUCUUGGGCCACAGUGGCAAGGUUGUCCCCUAGCUGGGGCCUCGUGUCAGCACAGCAGGUAUGGGUGCUGCCCUGAUGGGGUGUCUAUGGCUGAGGGGCCCCAGCAGGCCGGCUGCGCCAGGUCUCAUGGUGGUGACAAGUCUGGGAGCAGGCCAGGGUCCAGGGCAGUGGCUUCCAGGGCCUCCAAAGCUCACCAGCCCCAGGCCGAACAGAGCGAGCCUGGUGAGUGUCGUGCCUCUCGGUUCGGCUGUUGUUAUGACGAUGUGGCCUCUGCAGCUGGUCCGCUUGGAGAAGGAUGCGUGGGCAAGCCCAGCUACCCCUACCCGGUGGGGUGCCUGCUGCCCAGCGCCCACGGCUCCUGUACAGACUGGGCCGCCCGCUGGUACUUCGUGGCCUCUGUGGGUCAGUGUAACCGCUUCUGGUAUGGUGGUUGCCAUGGCAAUGCCAAUAACUUCGCCUCAGAACAGGAGUGCAUGAGCAGCUGCCGAGGGCACCAGGAGCCCCGUCAUCCGGAGCCCGGAGCCUCUGGCCACCACGUUCACACAGAUGGUAGCCACGGUGGUCCUGGGGGCCAGCCAGAGCCUGGCUGGCAUAGGACCGGGGCCACAGUGCCCAGACUGCCUUCGCCUUCUGGAGGUCCCUGGUGGAGAGAACAAGAGCCUAGGCCGGCGGAGGCAGCCCACACUGGAGCCUUUGGAGCCCGGCCUGGGGGCCAGGAGCUGAGACCCGGAGUCCCUGGACUGGGUGAAGAUGCUGGGCGGCCAGUGCCACCCUCGUACAGCAACUCCCACAGGAUUAGCUUGGCAGGCUCCGAGGCCUCCCUGGUGCAGACAGCCGUAGGACAGUUGGUGCAGCUCUUCUGUCCCAGUGACGCCUCCCUGGAAUUCCAGGCUGGGUGGCAGAAAGAUGGCCGGCCAGUCUCCUCUGAAAGGCACCAGCUGCAGCCAGAUGGCUCCCUGAUCAUCCACCCUGUGCGGGCAGAGGACGCUGGUGUCUAUAGCUGUGGCAGCCACAGGCCGGGCCAUCUCCCAGAGGAGAUCCAGCUUCGCAUCACAGGAGGAGACGUGGCGAUGCUGCCUGGAACCGAGCCAAGGCACUUCCCUCAGACCAGGGGUCCAGGCCAUGGUCCUCUGGAUUCUGGCGUAAUAGGGGCUGAUGCCGGGGGCCAGGGGGCAGCCUCUUCCUCACACCUUCGGCCUGCCACCAGGCUGCGUAUGGACCGGACCCAGCCUGGGGUGGUGGACGCCAGUCUAGGUCAGCGGAUCCGGUUGACCUGCCAUACCGAAGGCUUCCCUCCUCCCACCAUUGAGUGGCAGAGAGAUGGGCAGCCUGUUUCUUCUUCCAGACACCAGCUGCAGCCUGAUGGCUCUCUGGUCAUCAGCCGAGUGGCUGUGGAAGACGGUGGCUUCUACACCUGUGUUGCUUUUAAUGGGCAGGACAGAGACCAGCGUUGGGUUCAGCUCAGAGUUCUGGGGGAGCUGACAAUCACAGGGCUGCCCCCUGCUGUGACAGUGCCUGAGGGUGACACAGCCAGGCUGCUGUGCAUGGUGGCAGGAGAAAGUGUGAACAUCCGAUGGUCGAGGAACGGGCUCCCAGUACAGGCCGAUGGCCACCGUGUGCACCAGUCUCCAGAUGGCACGCUGCUGAUUCAUAACCUACGACCUAAGGACGAGGGUUCCUACACGUGCAGUGCCUAUCGCGGGAGCCAGGCAGUCAGUCGCAGCACCGAGGUGAAGGUGGCAGUGCCAGAAGCCGCCGCCCAGUCCAGGGACCCGAGCCAGGAGUGCACCGACCAGCCGGAGCUGGCCAACUGCGCCUUGAUCCUGCAGGCCCAGCUUUGUGGCAACGAGUAUUACUCCAGCUUCUGCUGUGCCAGCUGUUCCCGCUUCCAGCCGCCCGCCCAGCCUGCCUGGCAGCAGGGAUGAAAGCUAGCUGUGGCCCCAGUUCCAGAAAACUUGCUGGGGAGAAGGGAAGCUAAGACUUGGUUUCCCCUCUUGGCUGGCAAAGGGGGUCGUCUGGACGACGGCCCUUUCGGAAGUCAGCCCCACUCAGCCUCAGCAGUUGCCAGUGUCAGACCCCCCUGCAGCUGCUGGAGAUCUCUCACCCGGAUGCCUGGGACCAGAAGCAUUGCAGACUUUCCUGACUGAGCAUCCCUAAUCCAAAGAUCAGAAAGGCUCUGAAACCUGAAACCUUUGAAGGCCAUGUAAGCACUCAAAGGUCACUGCGUUUCAGAGUGUACUGGGCUUUGGGCUAGGGACUUCAGCCCACACAGAGGAUCCAUUCACUGCGUGUUAAAGCAAGCCAUCGGCCCUCACUUGGUUUAGCUGGGUGGGGAGGCAUGUAAUGAUUUCAGUUAACACCUGCCUGAUAAGGGGAAUGCCAACUCCUGCUCAGUCAGUGGUCUGUGCUAGAGCCCAGUGCUGUUUGGGAUCAAACGGUGCCCACUGCUCCAGUCUCUCUUCUCUUGCUAGGUAGCGUCACAGUCAGCUUCACAUGCCAUCAUCAGUGGCCACAGAGUGCUGGUUGGAACUUUCAGCAAAGUGAACUAUAAUUGUAAGGCUCCAAGGACUUAUGAUGGAAAAGCCAGGUAACAUUAGUAUCUGAGCAUGAAGGAAACCGGAAAAAGCCCUUUGCUUUGCUGCAAAGCUGGACCCUGAAGCCUCCUGAGGCUCCCCUGCGGAGUUGGCCUGCUCCGUGCAGCGACGACGAGCCUCUCUUCCUCGCGUGGGAAGCUGUGAAACAGAGCAUUUGCUGACAGAGAAAAUUCAAACUAUUAGCUGGGCGUGGUGGUGCACGCCUUUAAUCCCAGCACUUGGGAGGCAGAGGUGGGAGGUACGGGGCCCACCCUGAGACGACAGUGAAUCCCAGGUCAGCGUGAGCUAGAGACCCUACCUUAAAAAGCCAAAAACCAAACUGUUGCAAGAGUAGCUGGGGGUGGUACAACCCUUGGGAUGCUGAGGCGGGAAGACUGCUUUAAGUGUGUGGCUAGUCUGGGCUAGAGUGAGACCCAGUCUACAAAGCGGAAAUCCAAAAAACCUGAAAACUCAA